AUGGAGUCCGAGCUCUACGAAGCCGCCAUGAAAGGAAACGUACCUUCUUUGCUUGAGUUGCUCAAAAAAGAUAAGUUGCUUCUCGACCGAAUCAUGAUUGGGAAUCACACUGAGACUCCUCUGCACAUUGCAGCCAUGCUCGGACAUUUGGAAUUUGUGGAAGAGGUUCUAGCUCAAAAGCCCAAGCUGGUAAGAGAGCAAGAUUGUCAAAGUUCGACGCCUCUUCAUCUCGCAGCAGCAAAAGGGUACCUCAACAUAGUGGCAAGUUUAUUAAGAGUUGGCCCUGAAACAUGUUUCGUCUGUGACAAAUACGGAAGAAACCCUCUUCAUGUCGCGGCCAUGAAAGGGCAUGUGGAUGUGUUGGAACUCUUGGUUCGAGCGAGACCUGUUGCAGCUCGUAGUGUCAUCGAACAUGGCCAAACGAUCUUGCACUUGUGUGUGAAGCAUAACAAACUAGAAGCUUUGAAACUUUUGAUGGAUAUCGUGGGCGAUGAUCAGUUCAUCAACUUGAGGGACGAAUAUGGCAACACAAUUUUGCAUUUGGCUGCUGCAGAUAGACAAACUAAGACUAUAGCGUUCCUAACUAAUAAAGGUGUAGACCCAAACAUUACAAACUUAAGAGGUUUCACAGCACAAGGCCUAUUAGCACAAGGUCAGAACACGGAAAUAGCCAUAGAGAUUAUGGAUUCUGUUCCUCAAACUUCAAGGAAUCACGAGCCAUCCAGACGAACAGGCUACGCCAAUAACAUGGCCACCUCCUUCCAUCCACCUGUGGUAGAACAGGACAAAAGGGAAACAAAGAGAAAGUGGCAACACAGUAUGCAUAAGACACUAAUGGUGGUGGCGAUAUUACUAGCUACCAUGGCAUUCCAAACCAGUAUUACCCCGCCUGGUGGCCUUUGGCAAGAAACUAAAGACGACCAUACGGCGGGCGAGUCCAUAAUGGCAGAAAUGUACUCAACACCUUACAAGAUUUUCAUAACAUGUAACACGAUAAGCUUCGUUGCAUCGCUUAGCAUCAUUCUGGUUCUCAUAAGUGGUCUUCCUCUAAAGCGGCUUCGGAUCACCACGUGGAUUGUAAUGCUAACUAUGUGGGUUGCGAUAACCUCCAUGGCGGUCACUUAUGCCAUCUCCAUAUUGGUCUUCACACCGCUUACGGAAUUCCAAAAUACAGUAAACAUAAUUGGAUAUGCGGUGUUGGCGUGGGGUGGAUUAAUGGCUCUUAUUUUCUUGUGCCAUGUCGUUCGCUUAAUAGUGAAGUUGAUUAAAUUAAUUUUGUGCAUGAAAAGGGUGAAGCAGGAGGUGCCGGAGGACUGGGACGAGAGCAUGCCGCUGCCUGGGGACAUCACUGAAGGGUUUGCUGAGGAUGACGCGGACGAUUUCGUGCCAACCAAGGCCCGGUCUGAAUUCAACUCGCAGCUCGGCAAAAUUAGCCAGCAAGCUGAGACUCUGUGGGUGAAGGUGAGGAGGGGCGGCCGCGUGAUUAAGCUCUGGGCGCGCAUCGUGCCUCUUAAGGGCUCGAUGCUCCAGAGGAAGUUCACAUUCUAA
Molecule: messenger RNA, 1548 nt
Organism: Eucalyptus grandis
Lineage: Eukaryota; Viridiplantae; Streptophyta; Magnoliopsida; Myrtales; Myrtaceae
Product: ankyrin repeat-containing protein BDA1-like
Exons: 3
Coding region: 1-1548 (515 amino acids)
Molecular function (GO): protein binding
Source: RefSeq, a predicted model, not a curated record